AUGACAACGGGCCUGGUGUCCGUGAUCUCGGAGAAAUGCGAUACAUUUGUAAACGUAUCGCCCACCUCUGCGCCCCCUUUCUUCCCCUGCCCCCUCCUGGCGUCCUUCCGGAUGCGUUACCCUCGCGCCGCCACGGAAUGUGAUUCCGGGCUGGAGGAGAAAGAGCGCUCCAGACCGCGCCGCCAGUUCCAGCUGGAGCGGCCUUCCAGCCGGCGUCCCAUUACACGGCCGGCGUACAAACUGCGGAUCCGGAAGCCCGCCGUGUCGCCCCACGCCGGAGCCGCUCUUUGGGGAGAGUGCGGCUACUGGGCCGGCGUGCCACCCCCACCGCCCCCGCCGCCCCCGCGCCUGCGCGUGUCGCCCCGUGUCGCAUCCGGCCGUUCUGCCCCGGCUGUCCCGGCUGACAGUCGCACGUGCUCCGCCGCCGGGAUCGCACCGACCGAACGAUUCCCGGAGGCGACGCCGCCGCCGCCGCUGAAAGAGAUCGCCGCCGCACGUCCGGACGCGGCCCGUCGCUGUAGAGUCCACCAGGUGGUGCACGCGCUGACGGUCGAGGAGGUGGAGGCGGUGGCCAGCCCGCACACCGUCUCCAUGGACUCGGGCAUCUCGUCGGCGGGCAACGGGCUGUCCAAGACGGCGUCGUCGUCGGCGCCCGCCACCGCCACCUCGUCGUGCCCGUCGGCCGAGGAGCAGCAUCGCGCUUUGGACGCCCUGCUCACCGACAUGCUGCUCACGGUCCAGAGCAUACCCGACCUGCCGCCGCCGCCCAGGUAUGUGGAGCUGCCGGCCCCUGCUUAA
Molecule: messenger RNA, 798 nt
Organism: Schistocerca cancellata (South American locust)
Lineage: Eukaryota; Metazoa; Arthropoda; Insecta; Orthoptera; Acrididae
Exons: 4
Coding region: 1-798 (265 amino acids)
Source: RefSeq, a predicted model, not a curated record